Molecule: messenger RNA, 2591 nt
Organism: Cydia amplana
Lineage: Eukaryota; Metazoa; Arthropoda; Insecta; Lepidoptera; Tortricidae
Product: histone-lysine N-methyltransferase, H3 lysine-79 specific
Exons: 5
Coding region: 246-2591 (781 amino acids)
Biological process (GO): cilium assembly
Cellular component (GO): microtubule; cilium
Molecular function (GO): microtubule binding
Source: RefSeq, a predicted model, not a curated record
GGUGUAGUUACCGAGCUUAAACAAGCUAUAUUGUGAUUUUGUGGGACGAGGGGUCUGAUAUCUGGGUGGAUUAUGUAUGUGAACCGAACCGCGACUGCUGGACCGCCGUCCGCGCCGGAGCGCGCGCGCGUCCAUUUUUAAAAACCGUUCCGAAGCACUCAUUAGCCGGUGCACCGUAAACUACGGCCAAAAGAAACGCAACGUGUGUGCAAUACGGCAUUAGAAAGUGUAAUGUAUAGUGUGCGAUGCUGUCAGUACAGGCAAGCAAGCCAACGCUAGUGCAACAGAAGAAGGAGCAGUGGGCGAGGGAGAGAGAGGAAAUGUCUCAUCUUUACCUGCCAUGGGGUUCAGGCGAGCGCUACACCAACCGUGUUCAAGCGCGAAACCAAUUUGCAAGCACUUUGGAACUGCAUAAACCUUACGAAUACGAAGAGCUCAGCCACCAGAGGAGUCCCAGCCUGCCGCCGAUCCAUCACAUCGACGACAAAUCUAAGGAUGACAAUAAGAAGACUAAGGAAGUGUUGAAUAGGAACAUCCCGAGCGCGAAAAGAUUCGCGUUCUAUGAUGAGGACGGAGAAGGGGACACCUCGGGCUACGGCAGCGAGACCGUCAACCACAGGGGGCAGGGCAGGGGGCACGACGGUGCCCGCAACCCUGUCAUGGCGUGGCAACACGACACCAAGGAGGACAGGAACCGACCUAACAGUGGUGGCAGGUCGGAGGGCCCGUGGUCGGGGCGCAGCCCGCGCUCCACGGCCGAGGAAGGCCGCCCGCGCUGGGGCGACCGCGGCGUCGCCACCGGCCGCCUUUGGGAGCCCACGGCGCCCCAUGAGCGACUACCCCAGAUGCAGAAUCAAAAGAAAGGAACCCCUUCGUGGGUAGAGCGGGGCCUGAACAUGUUUGAAAACACCGCGGAGGUACUGGUCAUCGACCAGAGGAGCUCCACCAACUCCGGCUUCGACUGCGACAGGUCGUCCUGUAAUGGGAGUGACGAAGGGAAAACAUUUUUACGAGGUCAAAACGUUCCGUUAGAACCAGAAAUAAAAGCUCAGCGCGAGAACAAACGAAUUAAAGCUCUAGAGCUGCAGUCAGCUAUACUAAGUCAGUUGGAAGAUCGAGAAAAACGACGCCAAGAGGAGAGGGAAAUGAAGUUAAGAGAAGAAAGACUAGAAGAGCUUCGUUUACAAAGGCAACAAGAGCAAGACAGGCUGAGGGUUGAGGAAGAAAGACGGAGGCACGAAGAAAAACAACUUCAAGAGCAAAGAAAAUUAGAGGCACUCAAAAAAGCUCUUGAAGACGCGGAAAGGGCGGCUAAGCUAGAAAAAGAAAAGAGGUUUAGUUCUCAGAAACAAAUAAUGAACCAAAGCAUUUAUUUAGAACCCAGAUCAAGACGUGAUACUCUAGAAACCAAACCGAAGAUAGCAGACAGUGUAGUAGAAACCAUACAAAUUAGCGAAACAAUAAGUCCUACAAAAACGGAUAGAACGUAUGAUGUGCACUCAGCUAAAAGCCAAAAACCUGAUUGUAAUUCACAUCAAACCACAGAAUUCAACUCGCCGCGGUCAGCUGGCCCUGGAAAUUUGAAUCUAUACAUUCAUAGUGUUCCACCAUUAGCGCUGACAGAUAACAGAUUCAAUAUUGUACCUAUUGGUAUAAAUGGAAAUGGUGAAAUCGUUAGUGGACAAUCGAACGCCGUUCAACUUGCAGUUCUGGUUCCACAAAACCUUAACAACAGCUACUUUAAUGUUUCAAUGAAUACAGUUAGUAAUAGUGAAUCAUUAGAAUCAGGCAAAGUAUUAACACCAAAGAAAUAUCGUGAGCCUCGAACUAAGGAUGUGGCUACGCAGACAGAUUUAAAAAUGCACAAAUCUACAACAGACAGAAAAACGGACACUGAAGAAGUGGAAAGAAACGUAGACAAAGAUUAUCCCAAUAUUGAUGAAAACGCGCCACAAGAAAGGUCUCAUAAUUCAAUGAAAAAAGAUCGCAGAUCAGACGAGAGAUAUAAGAAAGAUUUAGAAAAUCGACCCAAAUGGGGAGUUAAUCGACCAGCGGCGCAAUACAAGAAACAAAGUGAGAAAGAUCCAUUUUAUAGUCAAAAAAGAAAAAUGCGCCAAAAGUAUCGGAGUCAAGCGCGACAGUAUUUAUCACACUCCAGCGAUGACAGCCGCUCGCCGAGCCCGCCGCGCGACAAGAGCACCGAGCGCAACACCAAGCCUCGGAACUCCCUUAGCCAGUCUUAUUGGAGAAGCAAAAGGUCCAGUCUGGAUCUUUCGAAGACAAACAAUGCUUCUGAACCAGACAGCAAGAUACUGAGCGAAUAUAUCGGACACACCAACGAUGCAAACGACAAAAAAUCACCGAAAAUAUCUCCAACAAAAAGGAUAACACUCUCACAAAAGUUUAUAAACGACAAAUACGGCAACAGAAAAAUGUGGUCCGAUGAUCAAUCUGAUAACAAAACUUCUAAAUGCAACUCGCUCGAUGUUGAAAACAGAAAAAAAAUUAUCGAUCAACUCAACACUGCCAAAAGAGACUACUUAGAAAGAAAUGACGAUCUGGAAAUAAUUUCCAUGAGAACAAAAUAUUAA